AGUUCUCCCGUUGAGUCGCGUCAGGCGCGCACCAUUUUCUCGCUCCGAAAAAUGCCGAACUGUGAUAACGACGACCGCGAUACGGCCUACAUUUUUCGUGAAUUCAGCAAACUUGUAUGAAAAAGAGCGAUGGUCUAACCGGUAGUGGUGAAAAGUGUUACACUUGUGUUCGAAGAAUAUGAGGUGUUAAAGCGAUUUUUAUCUAAAAAUCUCUCGCCAGGAUUAAAAAGGAUUUAUCCGCGUGCACAUGAUAUAUUUUUUCAGUUAAUUUUAGACGCUCCGAGUGCAUUAUGUCGGGUGUAAUCCUUGCACACGCUCGCCCUAAACUUCCGAAGCGAUUUAUGUGUAAUGGAUGUCUAACAAAAUAAAAAUAGCUAAACGACACCCAGUAGAAGCUCAUGAUAUAUGACGUGCCAUUAAUUUUAACAGGCGAAAGUGUCACAUCGUUAUUUGUCAACGAGUUGAUUAAGAACUUAAAUGAAUGUUGACAGUUUUAGCUGGGACAGGUAGGGUUAUUAAAAGGGAUAAGUUGUGACACGAUGGUUUCGGAUAGUGUAGACGGGCCAUAAUUUAUCCGUGUAAAAUUUGAUGUAAACGCUCACUAAUUAGAACUUAAUAAUAUAAUUAGUAUAGAUGAAACAUAAAGUGAUAAUGAAAAGAAGAAGAGUGUAAAAAAUAGUAAUAAAGUUAAAGUGUACAUUAAUAUAACUGUAACAAAUAUAGAAGAUGGCAGGGGAACUGAAAAGGAUAAAGUGGCAUUCAUACGUGCUGAAUGCGAUCCUGCUAUUUAUCUCGAUGAUUUAUGAAGCGGGCGGCCUCCGUACCACAGAACUCCACAUCCAGCCUCGCGUGGUACAACGUGGUAGAAACGUCACCAUGGCGUGCCUAUACCAGAUACACCCAAGCGAAAUAUACUCUGUCAAGUGGUACAGGGGCACGCAAGAGUUCUAUAGGUACUCGCCGCUAGAAACCCCCACGACGAGGGUUGUAGGGCCUGUAAAUGAAAUUAGAGUUGAUAGACUAAGCUCCAACGAGACCCACGUAGUAUUGACGCGGGUCACGUCAAGUCUCAGCGGCAACUACAGCUGCGAGGUCAUACAAAAUGCGCACACUUUCCCACACUAUACGGCUACAGCCAGACUUGAUGUUGUCGCCAUCGGUGGUCUCCGAGCGAUAGACCUGCGGAUAUCGCCGCCAGUGGUGCAGCGCGGUUCUGACGUCACACUCGCCUGCUUGUACGAGCUGACCGACGCGCCACUCUACUCCGUCAAGUGGUACCGAGGCCGCCACGAGUUCUACAGAUACUCGCCCACGGAGACGCCCGCUACCAAGAUCUUCCCUUUCGCUGGCAUAAACGUUGACCUGGCAAGGUCUAAUCAAAGUCAGGUGGUGCUAACACGGGUCAGCUUCGGCCUGUCUGGGAACUUCAGCUGCGAAGUCACAGCUGAUGCUCCUUCCUUCGCCACAUCCAUCGUAUCCAAUCACAUGGAAGUUGUGGUUUUACCACCGACAUCACCAACGAUCAACACUGGUCAACACUACUACAUGCCGGGUGACGUGCUGCGAGGGAAUUGCACAUCGGGGCCCAGUCGACCCCCUUCAGAGCUUACCUUCUACAUUAAUGACUUACCUGUAGUACCAGGCGUGUACCAAACGCAGCCAGCUCCCGAAGGCUUGUAUUGGGCGGAGCUGUACGUCCAAAUCCAGCUGUGGCCUGCUCACUACGAGCGAGGUGCGCCGAUCCUGCGCUGCGAGGCCAAGGUCGGGGAUCUGUACAGAGACAACGCGGCUGUCGCUUUGUACUCCGCCAAUAGUGAUCCUAAAAUUGAAAGAGUGACGUCACCUGGGUCCGGAGCCAAGCUGCAAGCGUGCCAAAUCCUUCUACUAGUCGCCAUUAUCGUGUGGGCUAACAAUACAUAGGCAUAGUCAUAAAACUCGCAAAGAGCAUAUUUCACUACGACAUACGAAGGAGCAAGACGUUGGUAUAAAGAACCUUGGAUACACAAUUCAUUAAAAAGUGUCUAUAAAAAUAAGAGCUUUUGUUUAAGUUAACUAACGGACAGUA
Molecule: messenger RNA, 2065 nt
Organism: Maniola jurtina (meadow brown)
Lineage: Eukaryota; Metazoa; Arthropoda; Insecta; Lepidoptera; Nymphalidae
Exons: 8
Coding region: 727-1920 (397 amino acids)
Source: RefSeq, a predicted model, not a curated record